ACGCAACUCUCACGUGAUCAUAUCACAACAUCACAACAAAAAUGUCUGCUUGCUUUUCGGUGCGGUAAUUUUUUUUUCUCGUUUCACAAAUAUAGCGUUUGCGUCAAGCUUCUGCAUCUGAUGAAGACGUUGUUAAAAUAAAACCAAGCUUGAAGAAAACUAAUCAGUGAAUAUUUUACCACCUUCAUGAUGGAGCCCACAGCUUCGGGAAUAUUCUGUAACAGGAUGCUCAGUAUGGUGAACUCUGAGGACGUGAACGCCAUCAUUCAAGCUCAGAAACACAUGCUGGACCGGUUUGAGAAGACCAAUGAGAUGCUGAUCAACUUCAACGGACUGUCCAAUGUGCGCUUACAGCAGAUGAAUGAACAUUUUCUGAUGCACACCCGCACUUUAAUAGAGAUGAAGAAAGACUUGGACAGCAUUUUCAGAUGAAUAAGGACUUUAAAAGGCAAGGUUGCGAAACAAUAUCCAGAGGCCUUCUGCAACAUUAAUGAAUGUUCAAACCUGGAGGAUGAUGAUGAAGACUUUGAGCCCGUUCCUCCGAGUGUGGCCACCACCAUCACUACCACUGCGACGUCCGAACAAAGCACAGAGUCAUGUGACACAAGCCCUGAUGUGAUCUCGCCCACCAUCAGCUGCUGUUCUGAAGACCCGUCUCAAGAGCACACCGGCACACCCACCUCUGACAGCCACGAACAGCCAGUGUUACGGGACGAGGGGCCGGAUUCAGCUGACAUUUAGAUUCAUGUAUAUAAUUCUGUAUUUACUACAUACAGAUGCCACUGUAUGUAUCAGUGGGACGAUGCAAGCUUACUAUGCGGAAAUGGUUUAAAUGCUAUUUUAAUUUAGAAAAAUAAUGCAUACUUACUUUUUGCAGAUUAAAAGAAAAGUUUUAAAGAUACACUUAAAAACAGUCAUGUUUACAUUGUGUUGUGGCAAUUUCAUGCUCAAAACCACAUUAUUUAGUAUCAUUUCUAGAUUCAGAAAAGUAUGUCAUCAAAUAAAAGCUUCCGCACAGUGUAAGUCUUUUAAUUAAACUCAUUUGCUUGGA
This is a messenger RNA of Carassius carassius (crucian carp), 1051 nucleotides long. RefSeq names its product KxDL motif containing 1 (gene kxd1). Gene Ontology annotation, cellular component: BORC complex. NCBI's taxonomy places the organism in Eukaryota, Metazoa, Chordata, Actinopteri, Cypriniformes, Cyprinidae. The record is from RefSeq and is a predicted model, not a curated record. The transcript has 5 exons. Gene Ontology annotation, biological process: lysosome localization.